This is a messenger RNA of Gastrolobium bilobum, 1005 nucleotides long. RefSeq lists its product as uncharacterized. Bases 1 to 1005 code for a protein of 334 amino acids. The transcript is spliced from 2 exons. The record is from RefSeq and is a predicted model, not a curated record. NCBI's taxonomy places the organism in Eukaryota, Viridiplantae, Streptophyta, Magnoliopsida, Fabales, Fabaceae.
AUGGGGGAUGAUUUAUAUGUUAAUCAAGAAUUUGAAAGUAAGGAAUCAGUACAGAAGGCAAUCAAAUGUUAUUGUAUGAAGAAUUACCGCACUGCUGCGUUGGAGGAAAGCAAAAAAAGUAAGCUUCUCAUGAAAUGUGUUAAUUAUGUUGAAGGAUGUCCUUGGAGGGUGCGAGCAAUGUUACCGAGAUGGCGAGAUCGAUGGAUUGUUACUAGAUGGGGAGGCAAACACACUUGUGUUAACCCUUAUCUUUCGCAGGAUCACAGACAACUCGAUUCUGACUUCAUUUGUUCAUGUAUUCUAGGCAUGGUUCAGGUGGAUCCGUCAACUAGCAUUGCACUUAUUCAGGAGAGAAUUUCUGGUCUUAAUGGUUACAAAGUGUCCUAUCGAAAAGCCUGGACGGCCAAACAAAAAGCCAUAGUUAAGUUGUUUGGUGAUUGGGAAGAUUCAUAUGCUUAUCUGGAAAGAUGGUUAAAGUACAUGUUAUCGUUUGCUCGAGGUUCAUUUUACAGGAUUGAUCGACUUCCAUACAUUAUCGGUGGUGAGCUAGACGACUCUCGUGAUAUGUUUCAUCGUGUUUUUUGGACAUUCAAACAAUGCACUGAUGCCUUCAAAUCUUGUAAACCUGUGAUACAAAUUGAUGGCACUCAUCUGUAUGGAAAAUAUAAGGGGACGAUGUUGAUUGCAACCACACAAGAUGGUAAUAGUCAGGUGCUUCCGCUUGCUUUUGCUAUUGUAGAGUCUGAGACACUUAGUGAUUGGUCGUGGUUUCUUCGAAAGCUACAUCGUCAUGUGACUGAUAUGCAAGGUAUAUGUCUUAUAUCAGACCGUCACAUAAGCAUAAAACAAGCAGUAGCGAACAAUCCUGAUCUUUGGGGGCCUCCACGUGUCUAUCACGUGUACUGUAUCAGACACAUUGCUAGCAAUUUCAAUCACAAAUUUCAUAAUGUUCAAUUGAAGAAGGACUUACUGAAUUUAGGUAUGUUUACAAGAAUUAUUCCAUAA